This is a messenger RNA of Mus musculus (house mouse), 6816 nucleotides long. RefSeq names its product zinc finger protein 661 (gene Zfp661). The record is from RefSeq and is a predicted model, not a curated record. The transcript has 4 exons. The coding region runs from base 3335 to 4498 and encodes 387 amino acids. Gene Ontology annotation, cellular component: nucleus. Gene Ontology annotation, biological process: regulation of DNA-templated transcription. NCBI's taxonomy places the organism in Eukaryota, Metazoa, Chordata, Mammalia, Rodentia, Muridae.
AUCUUCGCGCAGGCGCACUGCCUUCCCGACACGAGGCGGUGAGUGUUCGCAGGUUCCCAGUACUCUUGCCAAAGGUGAGGGUUGCGGGUCUAGGUGUUCAAGAAGCCGAGUGGACGCGGUGGCGGAGGAGACACGGGGACACUGGGCACUUGGGGGAGGGUUAGUGGGCGUGGCCUGUGUGGACAGAGAGUCUUCCCUUCUGGUGUGUGUCGGUUCCGUGGGGACAGUGUCCUCGUAGGGUAUGUCCACUGUGUGUCAGAAUCCUGUACUUUCAAGUUGGAGAUCCCGGUCUUCCUUUCGUUCCUUCUUUCCAUGAUGGGUGCUACGUGGAUGUGGAUGGUACCGACGCUAAAUCUGGGAGCAUCCACUCCAUUCUCUCCCAAGUCCCCUAGAAAACGUCUCCCUUUGCUUCAGCUUCUCGCCCUGAGCCUGCACCGGAAUGUCCUGGUGUGAGCAUAGGGUGUUCCUGGACGAUACCGGAUUUGAGGUGAAGAAAACCCCAAAGGAAAUCGCAAAUGGCUUUAGGCAAUUUUAAGAUGAUAUUGACUGGAGUGCACUGUUAAGGAAUAGUGGGAAAUAAGGGUGAAGGGACUAUACUGCGGCCAGACAAGACCCACAGUAUCAGAGUAAGACCCACCAAGCACGAUAUUUUGUGCGUCUCAAAUGAGGUCAACAUAAACAAAAUUUUGAGAAACAAUUCUAGAGGUUGACAUUCUGACCACCGUUAAAUCGAACUAGCACAACUUCGUUCCAACCACCAGUAAGUGUCAGAUGUCUAGAAGUCCGUGGGAUGGCCAGUUGUCUGUUACUCCAUUGAAGUUGUUGGCAAUUUACUAGUGAUCUUUUCCCUAGUGUUCUUUUUACAUUUGAGAUACGAUCUUAUUUUGUAGCUUAACCUGGCGUUGUGUUAAGCCUUAGCCUUCCAAGUGCUAGCAUUACGGGUGUAUAUCACCAUAGUUCUGUUUUCCGUGAAAUUUCAGUCACGCGAAUCAAGCUUCCCGGGAUGCUGGGAUGUGUUGCAGGUAAAGAUCUGCUUAACUUUAUGGCUAUCUUUCAAUGAAAGUAAAUUAUAACAGAAUUAAAAGCUUCCAGGCAGACUUUUCCCAGUUCCACCUCAGCCUUUUACAAAGCCUGACUCUCUUAAUUGCUGUGAAAUAGUGCCUCUCUUAUUGAUGUAUGACGAUGGAACUAAAUUAUCUUUAUAGAAAGCACUCAGCAUAGUGCCUCAUGAGAGCAAGCACUCAACGCUAGUUAUGGUGGAGUUCCGUAGUGCUCCAAGUGUGUCUAGCCGCUGGACAAUAGAUUAUUUAAUCAAGUUGUCUGUCAUAGAUGCUUAGGAGAGUCCAGAUUUUGGUUGCAUUACCUAAAGAUUAAAUAGGAUAUGUGUAAUGUGCUUAGGAAGCUGGCUGGCAGAUAACUUUCAAUAAAGAUAACGUGUUAGUGAUGGUUAAUUAAAGCCGUUGUAACUAUUCUCUUAUACUUCUUAAAUAAAUUCUCGAAGAGAAUUGGCCAACCUAAGAAUGUCUGUGUUUGAAGGCUCUUGCUACUUGUCCCAGUGAUCUUCCUAAAGAACUUAACUAAUGAGGACACAGCUAUGCUGAAAUCACCCCUUGCCCAAAGCACCUUUUGAUGUACUCUGACCUCUGCUGGUUUCUCCGGUUUCAUGUUCUCUACGGUGUUGCUCACAAGUGACUUUCUCCUAUCUAAUUUCAGUAGUAGUUCUUGAUGUGAUAACGAUCUGCCUCUAUCUAUUCAAGACUCCAGGUCCUCCCAGCCUGUGAAGUUUCGAGCACACACACACACACACACACACACACACACACACACAUCAAAACUGUAGGUCCCAGAUGUGCAGAGAAAGCUGCUGCAUUUCUCCCUUGACCUCUUCCGGCCUGGGCUAAGGCAGUGCUGAGAUUGCAAGCACACACCGCCACACCCCAUCAGUCUUUAGUUAGACUCUUCAUUGUGAGAGAGUGAGAUCCAGUUAGCUAACUUAAGCAAAGGGAGGUUGAAGAGGGUAAGAGUCUUCUGGAAAUCCAAGAAUAAGUAAAGCUGCAACCGGAGCUCACUUCUCUCCUCGGGAAGCACCGGUGAGCUCCAGCACUUCAGCACUAAUGGAGCCGCCACCACAUCCAUUGGUUCUGUCUUCCAGGACUCUGCUCCUCUGGGCCCUGUGACUACACAGAACCUUCUCCUAGCUUUUUGACUCAUCUCCUGCAUAUUGUCCCAACGUUUUAAAAUUCAUGUUCACAAAGAAGGAUGUCAUCUUUUCAUACCAGAUCAUAUCUGUCGUAGUUUUUGUUGACUAAAUACAAACUUAGGCACACUUGGGAAGAGAGAAUCUCCACUGAGUUGCCUCCGUCGGCCUGUUAGCAUAUUUGUGUGGGACAUCUUCUGAAUUGCCAGUCGAUAUAGGAAGACCUAGCCCACUGCGGAUAGUGUCACCCCGGGAAGGUAGGCCUGGGCUGUGUAAGUAGCUGAGCAAGCCAGUAAACAGUGUCCCUACACAGUCUCUGUUUCAGUUUCUGCCCCAGGUUCCAGCCAAGGCUUCUCUUGGUAAUGUGCUGUAAUCUGCGACCCAUAUGAACCUGUUCUUCCCUGAGUUGCUUUCAUCCAGUGUUUCCUUAGAGCAAGAGAAAGCCGACCGGGAUGUGCCUAGUUACACACUCAAUGCUCAGCUGUGAUAUGAUCAGUCUGGUUCUGGAAGUGAGGUGAACAGUCUUACAGUGUCGGAUGGAUGCUUCAUUAGCUGGAGCUGUAAAUGGGAUGCUGCUCUGAAGAGGAUACAGAACUUGUUUGUCUUAUCCAUCCAGUCGUUUCUAAAGUUCCUUGCGGUGUUUGCUCAGUAAGCAUUCAGGGUGAUAUUAAAUGUGAAUAUAUAAAUAUCACAUGACUCUCGCUAUAUUCUGAUUCCUGGGUUCUGAUUCCUGGGAACAGAAAUCAAUGCGCUGUGGCUUUAAUAUCCAUAGCCUUUGUUCUAACUCUGGACUGAGCAUGGAGUGCUCUUGGCCUUGCUUGGUUUACUCUUUGUGAGGUGAUGGGGAUGAAGGUGGCUACAUUGCACUCACUGGUGUAUGGAGGGGCCUUGCCACGUGGGUCAGGACCCCAGAAAUGCUCAUUCUCAUAUCUUUUCUCCCCCACACUUUUUCCUCACUAGGACUCUUAUCCUUCCCUACCAGAGCAGCAUAGGAGAGAAUGGCUGCCGUGUCUCCGCCUACCAGAUGUCAGGCAUUGGUGACAUUUGAAGAUGUGGCGGUGACUUUCACAGAUGACGAGUGGAAGCGUCUGGUACCCGUGCAGAGGGCUCUCUACAAGGCCGUGAUGCUAGAGAACUAUGAGAGCAUCAUCUCUCUGGGUGAGCAUCAUCUCACUGGGUCUUCCUGUUCCUCGACCUGAUGUGAUUCUUCAGUUCAAGAGAAGGGGCGAGCCCUGGAUUCGGGGUUUUCAUGGAUCUGAGGAGAAAACAUGGCCAGAGAGUGUCUCUCUAGACUUGGAAACUAAGCCUGAGACCCUAGAUGCUUCAAGAGGCACACUGAGAGAAAUCCAUAGAAAGCAAAGUUCUCUAUGCCCUAAACGAGAAAUCCAAACACUAACAGGUGGGCCGGAACCAGAGAAGGAAAGUCCCAAAGCAAGGACUUGCAAAAAGCCCCUUUCCUUGGAUAAAGGCUUGCAUCAAAUGUCAGCUCCAUCCAAGAAAGCCCUCACUAAACACCAAGACCAGGAAUGUAGUGAGUGUGGGAAGACCUUCUUUGACCAUUCGUCCCUCAUCCGACACCAGAGGACUCACACUGGAGAGAAGCCAUAUGACUGUCCCGAGUGUGGGAAGGCCUUCAGCCACAGGAGCAGUCUCAGUAGACAUCUGAUGUUCCACACCGGAGAGAGUCCGUACGAGUGUGAUGCAUGUGGCAAGGCCUUCUUUGACCGUUCAUCCCUAACUGUGCAUCAGCGGAUUCACACAGGGGAGAAGCCGUUUAAAUGCAAUGACUGUGGCAAAGCCUUCUUCGACCGCUCAUCCCUCACUCGCCACCAGAGAAUCCAUACCGGAGAGAGUCCCUACGAAUGCCAGCAGUGUGGGAAAGCCUUCAGCCAGAAAAGCAUUCUCACUCGGCACCUGCUGACCCACACUGGCAGGAAGCCUUACGAAUGCAGGGACUGUGGGAAAGCAUUCUAUGGCGUCACCUCCCUAAACAGACACCAAAAAGUGCACACUGAGGAGCCCCGCUAUCAGUGCAGCGAGUGUGGCAAAGCUUUCUUUGACCGCUCUUCUCUUACGCAGCACCAGAAGAUACACACUGGAGACAAGCCAUAUGAGUGCGGCGAGUGUGGAAAGGCCUUCAGCCAGAGGUGCCGGCUCACGAGACAUCAGAGAGUUCAUACGGGGGAGAAACCCUUUGAGUGCAGUGUGUGCGGCAAAGAGUUCAGCUCUAAGUCCUCCAUUAUUCAGCAUCAGAGACGUUACGCCAAACAAGGGAUAGACAGAGGGGGAAGCAUGAGCUAGACAGCGGGCCUUCCUGCGAGCCUGGAAGGGUUCCCUGUCGUCUACAAGGCCAGCAUUUGUUCUUUCUGCCAACUCUGGCCGCUGUCUUCAGCCCAACCUCUGCUCCAGGGUCCGAGUAAACGGUGCACCUCCUUCCUGUGCUACAGAACUAACGUGGAGUGCAGAAACUAAACCAUGAAUCUCCACAUUCAAAAUUCUGCACAGAGGCUGCGCAUAGCUCAGUGAUAGACUCCCGCCUAGCAUGCAUGAGGAGCUGCAGUUUGAUCCCAAGCACUGCGAAAGGAAGCUGGAGAGAUCAUAGGACAGAUGUUAGGAGAGGAAUCUGCAGACACAGUGAGAAUAGGCCUGUUAUCACUGCACUUUAAAUAUCUGCAGGCUAUUACAGUUGGAGAAUGUCACAAUUAUGAGAGAGUACCAUUUUCUCUAGAAGUUUCUAUAGCUCUUCUGGAGCUUUUUGGCACCUAGACCUUAUUCUCUUGUGCCUCAGUAAAGCUCUCCUAGACUAGUAGUAGUGGUAGCACUUACUAAGCACUGAUCUUAGGGUAAAGUCUCAGCAGUGAAUUGUAAAAGGGCUAGGUUGACUGAUCCUCUCACUAAAUCUCUGAAACGGGUCCUUUUACUGUCUGAAUUUCACAGAGGAGCACCCUGAAGUUUAGAGAAAUUAAGUACUAUAGUCUAGGAGAUGCAAGGUGAAGCCAGGUGUCUUGGUUAUUUCUCUAUUGCUGUGCAGAGACAUGAUGGCCAAGGCAACUUAGAAAGCAUUUGCAGGCCUUGCUUACAGUUCCAGGGGGUGAGUCUCUGAACAUCAUCAUAGGAGCAUGGUGACAGGCAGACCCAGUGCUGGAGCAGAACUUAAAUCUGAUCCACAAGCAGUAGGCCAAGAGAUAGGGAGAGACAGACAGACUGGUCUUGGCACACUGGUCUAGGCAAGGGCUUCUGAAACUUCAAAGCCCACCCCCAGUGACACACCUCUUCCAACAAAGCCACACCUCCUGAUCCUUUCUAAACAUUCCAUCAAUCAGGAACCAAACAUUCAAAUAAGUAUAUGAGCCUAAGGGGGCAAUUCUCAUUCAAACCACCACAUUCUGCUCACGGACAUGAUCAACAACCAAUCCUCACACUGAAAUAGGCCUUGUUGAAGUUCACAGAUCAGCUUACUGAAGGUUAGAGAGAUUAAGUAAAAUACCCUACAUGACACAAGGAGAAAUGAGGUCUUCAGUAUGAAUCUGCCUUCAGUAUUUCUACUAUAGAUUACACUCUAAAAUUUUGUCUUAUAAUUGGCAUACCUGAACUAUCUUCUUAGCUAGAUUGUAAGCAUUUGGAGGUGUGAUUUAAUAGGUCUCUGUGUCUUACAGCGUGCCUUGCAAAUAUUAGGUGAUCAAUAAAUGUUUAUCUAAAUGAAUACUGAAGUGUCUCUAUUCAAAACCUGCUUGGGUCCACCUUCUUUCUCUCAGAAUUUUCACAGUCCUGCCUCUUAAUAUAGUAGUCAUCUCUCCCAAGUUCUAUUUCUUCCUUCUUCAUUGCUCAUGGUACAAUAAUCAAGACCUGUCACUCUCAUCUGGUGUGUAUGAGUGUCCAUUCAAUCUGUACUGUUUGGGCCCAGCACAUCACCAUGAAUAAGGAAGGGAACGCUAAAGAUAAUUUUAUUGCCUAGGUGCCAUUCUGAUCACUUCUACUUGAGCCAGUAUCCACACCUGAAGGCUACGGAUACAGGCACCUUGAUAUUUGGAUGACACUAGAAGCCACUGUCAAAGUUACAUUUUGCACACGACUUAGCUGAGUCCUUCCACAUGAUCCCUUUCUACCCAUUAUUCCAGACCUAAAAGAAGCUCUCUAUUAAAUGAAAUAUCUCUAGAUAUUUAAAAUCUUCAUCAAUGCAGUUCCCCAUCACCAAGCUUUAGAUCCUGAGUACCCAAAUGCAUCUGUUUCCUUGGAGAAUCCCUGUAUUUUAUUGUAUUAAAGGUCAGGUAUGAGACAACCUUGACUUUGGGAGUCUUCCCUUUUUGCAAGGUAAGGCCUGGAAAUGGGCUUGUGUAUUCCAGUAGAUCCAGGUGGAUUUCCAUUGAAACUGAGAGGAGGUUAAGUUGCCGAACAGUCCUCUCCCAUGCUACUAAACAAAUUCAUUUUGGCUUCUUGAAGCAGAAGAGUGUCAGGGAAUACAUUUGUGUGUGUGUGUGUGUGUGUGUGUGUGUGUGUAUUUUAUAUAAUAAGCAGCUUGAAGAAAAAUAUCACAGGAUCUGUGUGUAGAUAAUACCUAAUGUUUUGUAAUGUCGAGUAAAAAAAUAAAGGAGACUAUUGGCACGUGUCUGUUGACUGUC